AUGAAUAAAAUCGAAUAUACAGAAAUCAUUUCGGUUUUUCAUGUUCAUUUACCAUUUAAUAUUGAUUCGUGCAAACUCGCAGUUUUGGGAAAUUGCGAAGCUUUAGGUAAUUGGAGAACACCUAAAGUAUGGCUUCGUCAGAUUCCAAACUCUACUCUUUGGGUAUCUGAUCAUGUGCACAUUCACGUCCUAGCAAACAUAGAUGUUGAAUACAAAUAUUGUUUGGUUUCAUCAGAGCGUUUAUUAAAUUUUGAAGGUGAUGAGUUCACAACCAAUAGAAGAAUGGAACUUCGUGGAAAUCUUUACGACGUUUGGAAAGAUAGCAGUAAAUUUAAAAAAGAACAAUUUUCAUAUAGAGAAGCUUUU
Messenger RNA from Racocetra persica, 366 nucleotides. Lineage: Eukaryota; Fungi; Glomeromycota; Glomeromycetes; Diversisporales; Gigasporaceae. The record is from the annotation of a GenBank genome assembly.